UGUUGCCGAAUGCGAACGGUUUGGAAUCGCCGGAAAAUGCGGCCGGGCUGAAGACAGUGCGAGCGAGUGAGAUACAGAUAGUCGGGCGAGCAACAGUGAAAAGCGUUUGAAGGGCCAUAGAUACAAGAUAAUGCCCCAUAGAGGAGUCGACUCCUCUCCGCCAACCGAUAUGUGAAAAUCACCCAGUGAGGCGAAAGUGAAAGUGUGUGAAAGCCAUCUCGGCGUUUAAAAAAUGCGCACAAUUUAAAGUUCAAAAGUUGGCAGCAGGCGAAACAAAGCAACGUAAGGAAAAACAAACAGAGAGAUGAAAAAAUGCGAAUAUUCUUCAGAUGUUGUUCUUUGAGGCAUACGAAAUACUCAGAUAAAUUAUCAUCAGCCUAAUCAACAUCAGCGUUAUUAUCAGCAGGAGGAGCAGAGAAACUUUUCAUUUUCAGCACAAGAUCAAGUGGGUGGAAGUGGCGAAAUGAGCGGAGCGUCGGGAGCGGGAACAGGUGGUCCAGGUGGUCCAGGUGGUCCAGGUGGCCCAGGUGGCCCAGGCGGCGGUGCCACCCACAUCUUUCGCUCGCUUUCAUCGGAGAGCCAGAAGCGGGAGUGGUCCAAGCGGCUCUCCCUCCGGGGAAUGCGCCAUGGAGGUCCUGGCGUCACAGGAUCUGGAACUGGAACGGGAUCGGGCUCCUCGAGCCUGGCCAGCAGCAAGGAGGAGAGCAAACACAGAAAGUUCUUCAGCCGCUCGGCCUCGUUGCGUCAGGCGGGGAGUGGAGGAGGUGGUAGCCAACAGACCUCCAUGGAGCUCCAUGUGCCCGGCCAGGAGGGAAAGGUCAGUGGAGGAGGAGCCUCCUCCGGAGCGGGCUCACCGCAUUCACAGACCCAGCCGUCGACGCCCAAGAAGUCCAACUGGGAGGUGAUCGAACAUUUCAAUACGAGUGCCAAGGGAGGCAAGGCCAUGGUUAGCAGCAGUUUGAUUGCGGCUGGCAUUACGCGGUGCAACAUAGACGAAUCCAUGGACUCCACCAACUCCAGCUCCACCUGCCACAGUCCCAUGAUCUACCAACGUGACGAGACGCAGCUGUUGCAGCCAGGCGAUGCCGGCAAUGUGGAGGCCAACAAUCCGAUUCCGGGCGGCGGAGGAUCCGGAACGGGAAACGGUCCCGUGAGCCCCAGCAUCUCCUUCUGGUUCCGUUUGAACCGCAUCAUCCUGCGCCUCUGCUCCACGCACCAGUUCAAGAAUCUCCAGGUGGAAAUGCUCUAUCAGCGGUAUUUUCUGCGUAUGAACCAGAGCAAUACUACGCACAUUUUGGCCCUGCUUUUGGCCCUGAUUUUGGCCCUGUCCUGCACACAUUUGGUCUUUACCACGCUGCAGCUGCGGCGCAGCACCUCCCUGCUGUUGGAGAUCAGCGAAAUUGGGCUGGACGCAAAUGCGACCGUUGGCAACUUGACGACCACCACAAUGAAGCCGCCGGCAUCAGCGGGUCAAAUUGCCCAAGGCAGGAGCUUCGUCCCGGUUUUGGCUCACAAUUCCAAUGCCAGUUGGUUGGCAAAAGAGGCGGUGGCAGGGGGCUCCGAUUUGAAAUCGGCCCAUAGCCACAGCCCCGCCGAUUUUGAAGCCGACGAUAAUGGGCAGCCGGGGAGGCAGUGGCGCCGGCAGAAGCGCAAACAUUAUCGACGCCUCCACAAGCACCGGUACAAGCACAAGUCACACCAACAACAUCGCACCAGAUACAGGAUACGGGAGAAGCGGAGUCUGCAGGAUAUUGGGCUGUCAAGGGGGCGAGGUAGCCAGCUGAUUGUUGACACUGCCCCCGAUGAUGUGUACACAGUAUCUCGUGACCAGGACGAUAAGGAUGAGGAUGAGGAUGAUGAUGAUGAUGAAGGGCGUAGGGCUGGCAGUAAACGCAUUACGUAUACGCCGCGUGUCCGCGACAACAAUCAAAUUUCACAAGCGGAACGUGAUGAAGUGUUAAAUACAUCGUCAAACGCAGGUCCUGCAGCCGAUAAUUUGGACACUCCCCUGGGCUAUGGCCACCUCAUCUCCCUGAUCCUGCUGCAGGUGGACAGGUCCGUGCUGGUCUUCCUCAUUGUCAUGCUAAUCUGCGGGAUUGUCUACGCCUUCCUGCUGUGCAUCCUCUCCAAGCCGGCCAUGAACGAGAUCUUCCUGGUGCUGGUGUCCUACGUCAUUUUGGCCACCUUCCUGGCCAUCGAGGUGGCCGUCAGCUAUGCCAUGCAACCCAGCAAAUCCUUCAACGGCAGCGCCUGCUGCAUCGUGCUCAUCUACAUGACCUACACGAUGCUGCCCCUCCGCCUCCGGGAGGCUCUGAUCGGAGGCAUCCUCCUGAGCGUCGUCCAUCUGUACACCUGCCUGAGGUUCACCGCCAUCGAGGACGAGGCGGUGGAGGAGCUCCACUGGGAGGAGCUGCUCUGCACUCUGGUGGCCCUGCUCCUGGCCAACCUCACCGGGGUCUACACCCACUGGCCCAAGGAGAAGGCCCAGCGGAAGGCCUUCAUUGAGACGCGGCAGUGCAUCGAGGCCAGGCUGAGGACCCAGCGGGAAAAUCAGCAACAGGAGCGCUUGUUGCUGUCGGUGCUGCCUCGUCAUGUGGCCAUGGAGAUGAAGGACGACAUUGCGGGCCAGCCACGUGACACACAGUUCCAUAAGAUAUACAUCCAGCGGCACGAGAACGUCAGCAUCCUUUUUGCGGACAUUUGCGGUUUUACCAGCCUUUCGGAUCAGUGCACCGCCGAGGAAUUGGUGCGCCUGCUGAACGAGCUCUUUGCCCGCUUUGAUCGAUUGGCUGCGGAGCAUCAUUGUCUGCGCAUUAAGCUGCUGGGCGAUUGUUACUACUGCGUCUCCGGACUCCCAGAACCCCGUCCGGAUCACGCCCAUUGUGCCGUCGAAAUGGGUCUCGAUAUGAUUGACGCCAUCGCCCUGGUCCGCGAGGUUAUGGCCGUGAAUGUGAACAUGCGAGUGGGCAUCCAUACGGGCCGGGUGCACUGCGGCGUUUUGGGCCUGGUCAAGUGGCAGUUCGACGUUUGGUCCAAUGACGUUACUCUGGCCAACCACAUGGAGAGUGGUGGCAUACCCGGACGCGUUCACAUCACCAAGGAGACCCUCAAAUGUCUGGAUGGCGAUUACGAAGUGGAGGUCGGCAAUGGAAACGAACGCAAUUCGUAUCUCAAGGAUCAUCAGAUAGAAACGUACCUAAUUGUGCCGGGGGAUAUAUACAGACCACACAAAAAGUCCCGCAAUCGCCUGCAGGUCAAUGGCAAUAUAUCCAAAGAACUGCGCAUGAUGGGCCAUGGAACAGCCCAAAAGCACACUUCCAAAUUUGGCUUUGGCGACAGUUCGGAGAGCACUAAGGAUCCCGAGGACGAGGUGAAUGAGUAUCUCAUGCGAGCCAUUGAUGCCCGCAGUAUUGAUCAUCUGAGGGCCGAGCAUUGUCAGUCCUUGUUGCUUUGCUUCAAGGAUAAUGUGCUGGAGAGAAAGUACGCCAGCGAACCGGAUCGCAUGUUGUGUGUUUACUUCUACUGCAGUCUGUUGGUUUUGCUCGGCACCAGCAUAAUGCGGCUGGUGGUGUUCCAGAGCUCCCUGCUGACUUUGGCCUUGUCCACUGGAGCUCUGUUGCUGCUCGGGUUUCUGGUAUUUCUGGUGGCAUGUCAUAAAAUCAACUUUCAGCUGCCAGCGGACAUCAAACGCUUCUCAUUGCGCAUUCAUAGCAAUCGCAGGAUAUCGCAGUUUUUCGCCUUCGCGAGUGUCGCCCUGAUUGUCCUUACCACUCUGCUGGCCAUGUUCCAGGAAUCGGUCCGCCAACUGGAGUUGCUGCAAAGGAGGCGCUUUUGGCUGGAUGUUUACGGGAAUGUCAGUCUGAAUGCCACGCACUCCAACACGGAGAUGCACGACCCCGAGGACCCCUUGUGCGACUUCUACCUGGCAUACAAUACGUUCCUGCUGCUGACGCUGCUCUCGAUGAUGAGCUGUGCCACCUACCAAGUGCUGCGCAUCCUGCUGAAGCUGCUGCUGCUCCUCCUGGCCUCCGGCAGCUACAUGGCCUGCUCCACCUACUUGUACUCGCGCAGCAGGCAAAUAAGCCACGAGUUGGCGAACGAGGAGGCCCUGCUGCGCUACAUAAUUGAUUCCAUCUUCCUGUUCGCCUUCAUGCUGGCCCUGAUUUUCCACAGCCACCAGACGGAGGCCACUUACCGCCUGGACUUUAUUUGGAAGCUGCAGGCCACGGAGGAAAAGGAGGAUAUGGAGCACCUGCAGGCUUAUAACCGAAAACUGCUCGAAAACAUUCUGCCCGUCCACGUAGCCGAGCAUUUCCUGAGCCGCGAAAAGCACCUUGACGACCUGUACCACGAGCAAUGCGACUCGGUGUGCAUCUUGUUCGCCAGCAUUCCCAACUUUUCCGAGUUCUACGUGGAACUGGAGGGCAACAACGAGGGCGUCGAAUGCCUGCGACUGCUCAACGAGAUUAUCGCCGACUUCGACGACCUGCUCAGCGACGAGCGCUUCCGCUGCAUCGAGAAAAUCAAGAGCACGGGCGCCACUUACAUGGCGGCAUCCGGACUCACGGCCAACACCUGCGACCGGGUCAACUUCAGCCACGUGACCGCCAUGGCCGACUACGCCCUCCAGCUGUUCGACAAGAUCGAGGAGGUCAACAUGCACUCCUUCAACAACUUUCGGAUGCGAAUAGGGAUUAACAUUGGUCCUGUGGUGGCCGGGGUCAUUGGAGCCUGCAAGCCCCAAUAUGACAUUUGGGGCAAUGCCGUCAACGUGGCCUCGCGAAUGGACUCCACAGGUCUGGUGGAUCACAUCCAGGUGACCCAGGAGAUGCAGCAGAUCCUUGAGGGGCGCGGCUUCGAGCUCACCUGCCGGGGCAGCGUGGAUGUGAAGGGCAAGGGCUCCAUGAUCACCUACUUCCUCAAGGGCAAGAAGCCCAUCGAAGUCAAGGAGGACCUGGCCCAGGCCGAGAUUGAGCCACCCAAGACCUUGACUUUGGUCAAGGAGCCGGAUAAGACGACCACCGAUAAGGAGAAGCAGCUGGAGCAGGCCAAUGAGGAUUCCUUGGAGCAGGAGGAUGACCUGCUGCCCUCGCCCGACAUCGAUAUGAACUCCAAUAUGCAGAAUCUGACGGCGCAGAGGAGGAAGUCUCUCUGCCGACAGCACAACAUAUCCUCUUCCUUCGGCACCACCGUGAGCAGCUCCACGGGAAUAACCCCUAGUAUUUCCAACAGCUCCAGUGUGGUCACCAUUGGCGCCCUGCCCACCAUCCUGCGCAGUGGUAACCCAAAUCCCACAACCACUGACAGUUGCUCGGAAUGUGGAGGAGCCAGCAAGUCCCUGGCCACGCCCACUGCUCCGCCAAGGACCCUGGUGGCGGAUCUCAAGGAUGAGAUAGCCCGAGAUGAGAAGAUCGGUUUGAAGGACUCCAUUGAGAACCUGGAGAUUCUGCUGAAGAACAACAUCAGUCUGUCGGAUCUGAGCAACAAGCAGCAGCAGAAUCUCCGGGGUGAGACGUGCAGUUCCACCACCACCACUCUGAGGAAAAGGGACACCAUUGUGAGCUUCAAUGUGACGGAGACGGUGACCACCACAGCCACACCCUUCUCCUCCUCCUCGGGGUCAUCCAACUCCUCGGCGCAGCCCAAGAAGCGUCGUUCGGUGACCACCAUUGCGGCCAGUUUCACCACCUCCACAACCACUAGAUUGUUGUCCAACGAAAGCCAGAGCUCCACGCAGACGGCGCCGGGAACCCUGGAGAGCGGUGGCUCCUCGGUGCCUGGCCAAUCCUCCACGGAGAACUCAUCGCAGGACUGGCAGCCCCGAACAGCCUCACUGGAACCCAACCGAAGUCCCAUCAAGACCUCGCAGUCCAUGAGCCCCAUCGGCCAGCUGACCACCGACAUCUUUGUCCUGCCCAACAGCCGGAGCAUGGUGCUCAUCAGCAGCACGAACGGAUCGGUUUCCGGCAUGGGAACUGGGGGCGGGGGCAGUAGCCCGAGGACCGGUCUCCUGCAGGAUGUCAGCACGUAGAGGAUGGGCAGGCAGCCGUGUAAAUAUGUACAAAACCGCCGGCACUUAGCCGAGGCUUAUAAGCCUCUAUAGAGGUAGCAGUAUAUCUAAAGGUAAGGGUAAGGUAAGGAUAGCGGUAAUGAUGGUAAUGGUUAGGGUAAGAUGAGGUGGCUUGAAGAUUGAUUGGGCUUGCCAGUAUUCAGUACAGUCGAACUUCUUUAGCUGGGUACUUUUCUGUUUUAUUAAAACCAAGGUCAUCUUUAAGGAAUAGAACUUCAAUUUAUAUGAUGGCUAUAAUAUAAGAUAGUAUCAUUAUUCAAAACAUCGACAAAAUACCUAUUCUAAACUUUAUACUUCUGUAUUAUGAAAGACUUUAUAAUUUUUUGAAAUAUGAAAGCAAGAAAUAUACUUUGGUAGACUAUAGUUAUACCAACCCUUCUUAAAAAGUAUCGAUCUACAGAAGUUCGACUUUACUUCCAGCUUUUCCCUCUCCCUCGUAUGAUCUCGCAUUUAUUGUAGCUUUACAUGUUCCUCAGUUAGCGUUUCAGGGCACCAACAAACAAGUAAAUUCCAUAUCACACACAUAACUAAAGUACGAAAGCAAGUUUUGCACUUCAACUGGGUACCAAAGAGCAUUGUUAGAACUGUUAGGCAUUCGAUAGGUUGUAAGUUCGGAGGAAGGUCCUUGGAAAGGAGUGUAGGUGUGUAAGGUUCCUAAGUGUGUUUGCAGUAGAGUGUAAAUUUAAAUGGCAUAAGUGUGCAAAAGAAAUCGAAUUUAAUGUUUAUUGUCAAACGAACAAACAAACAAAGUACUACAUGUUGUUGGGGAAUGCAAUUGUAAACUAUAAAUUAAUAAAAUUCUUAAAAAUGUAUUUCGAUGAGUUUUACAUUGGUGUUUAACAGAUUCCAUAUUAAAAAUACUUUCCAAUUAAUUUCAUAAUUAAAUAUUAAAUCAACUUCACAGGAAGUUUUAAAUGUAAUGUUACGAUGAAAGGUCCAAUUGCAUUCCCCGAAAGACACCACACCAAGCUAAGGAACAACAUUAAAUAACAAUUUCAAUGGAACUAUAUUCCAAGCAUCACCAUAUCGAUAAAAGGUAUUUUUUGUGGCUAUCCAGAGCUGGUGUUCUUUCAUAAACCAAAACAAAAAUCUGUCAAUUGAAGAGCAACAAAAGAACUAUAUUGAACUGUUGCACAAACGAUAUUUACUUGAAUAUAAGUUUAAAUAAACAGAGUAUCAAAUACGAGUAAUGUUAAAUGUUAAAACAGUAUCGUUUAUAUGUAACGUUAAAUGUGUUUCAAUGUCUGUAUGUCUCAAUGUUGCUGAAAGCAUCAACACUAAAUGUAAUUAUAACUUUAGAAUGGAUGCAACAUACAUUAUGCGUAAACAAAAAACGGAAACCAAAGAAAAAACAUACAAAAUUCUCGCUGUGAUUUCUAUGAAGAAGAUGAAAAGAUGCAUAAAUUAUUUUAUAACCUUUUGUUACUUAGUUUUAACUCGCAAAUUUUACGAAAGCCUCUCGGCCACUUUGACUACGGCUAGCUACGAACUAUAAUUUAACUGAGAAUCAAGUAUCCUAUAUAGUUUAAACAUAAGUGUAUGCGUGUAUUGAACUUGAUGUUGAUUAGCUUCGAUGUUCAGUUUCAAGUUAAUAAGGACAAAAAUAAACCCAGUCAAUGUAAAUGUUUCAUUGUGCAGUUAACAAGGAAAAUAAAAACCAAAUGUGUUAAUAAA
Messenger RNA from Drosophila suzukii, 7744 nucleotides. Its product is annotated as adenylate cyclase type 6. Gene Ontology annotation, molecular function: adenylate cyclase activity. The record is from RefSeq and is a predicted model, not a curated record. Gene Ontology annotation, biological process: intracellular signal transduction; adenylate cyclase-activating G protein-coupled receptor signaling pathway; cAMP biosynthetic process. NCBI's taxonomy places the organism in Eukaryota, Metazoa, Arthropoda, Insecta, Diptera, Drosophilidae. Gene Ontology annotation, cellular component: plasma membrane.